AUGGAAGGAGACUGCCGCCGAGCAAAAAAGAUCCUGAAUACAUUCUGUCCGGUCGGCACACAGCAUGGACUAGACAAAGUAAUUCCUCGCAGCGUACUUCGUAAGGCGAAGGGGUUCGCUAUCUUCACGAUUUUCCGCGUAGGCUUCCUUAUGAGCGCUCGCGUCGGUAUGGGAGUGGUUGUCGCGAAACUCCCAAGUGGCGAGUGGUCACCGCCUGCAUCUAUUGGAAUUGGAGGCCUCGGCGGUGGCUUCAAUGCUGGAGCUGAAAUGGUCGACUUUCUGGUUGUGUUGAAUUCCCGUGCAGCUGUGCGCUCAUUCAUGACAGCCGGUUCUCUUCAACUAGGUGGAAACUUGAGUCUGGCUGUAGGCCCACUUGGUCGCACAGGUGAGGCGAGCGCGGCGAUGAAUGCCGAUAUGCAAUUUUCGGCUAUGUACAGCUACAGUGUCAGCCGGGGUCUGUAUGGUGGUAUUACCAUCGAGGGCACUGUUUUGAUUGAACGGAAAGAUACAAAUGAAAAAGUGUACGGGGGUUCUGUUACGCCCAUGCAGAUCUUGAGCGGUCAAGUCGAAAUGCCCCAGUUUGCUAUACCGUUGAUAACUCGCAUCGAAGAGGCCACAGGCAAGGUUCCAUUCGCCGAUGAGGAUUCAUCCGUCAUCGGAAAUGAAGACUACAAUGACCUUGGGUACGACGCUCACUUCGACGACUUGUAUGCUCCUCCGCAAAGUAUUCGUCGUCGCACAGCCCCUAAUGCGCCAUCGCCUGUUUCAUACCGGCAACGGCUGUCAGGUUCACCCAUGGAUGAUCUUGAUGAGCAGCUCCAGUCUGCGAGUUUAAGUGGUCGCAGUCCAAGUCCACCCCCUCCAUCGCGCUGGCGACCACCCGGUGUGCAUCACAGAUCCGACCCGUGCACAGCACGUGGCCCUUCCACUUAUGAUGCACCGACGUUUUCGACAUCGUCUAAAUACCGUGUGGAUUCGUUCGGACGCGGCUCAUCCAGCCAUUCUCGGACACGAACGCAAGAUUCAUUAGCUCACGCUGCAGAAAAUCCUUUCAGUGAUAUGAACGCUGUAUUAGACGAUGAUAUUCCGCACACGCAGAGAUAUUCGCAAUUACAUUUCCAAUCACACUCAAUUGAAUUGCCCUCUGACAAUUAUGCAUUGCUGGAUGUUGAUUCAACGCAAAUGCCGACCCCCGCUAGUUGUCUACGUGACCCUGAUCCAGUACAAACACAUCCUAUCGAUCUUGUGGAUCCUUCUCUUCUCGACGGUGAUCUUGUUGUCGCUACCCAUGACUAUAAGGCACAACGUGACUCGGAUCUGUCUUUCCAACGUGGCGAUUUGAUUCGCGUAACGCGCCGCACUGAUAAACUUGAUGACUGGUGGAUGGGAGAGCUUGUAGCCAACUACCGCGAGGGACCACCGGAAUCUGGCGAGUUCCCAUCAAACUACACUGAGCCACUCUAG
Molecule: messenger RNA, 1464 nt
Organism: Malassezia globosa CBS 7966
Lineage: Eukaryota; Fungi; Basidiomycota; Malasseziomycetes; Malasseziales; Malasseziaceae
Exons: 3
Coding region: 1-1464 (487 amino acids)
Biological process (GO): actin filament bundle assembly; actin cortical patch localization; regulation of ruffle assembly
Cellular component (GO): actin cortical patch; ruffle membrane
Molecular function (GO): actin filament binding; phosphatidylinositol binding
Source: RefSeq, a predicted model, not a curated record